AUGGAUAUGAUAACUAAAGGUGCUGGUUCACCUAGUAAUAGCAGUUCGUCGACGUCUAGCGCAAAAUAUCUAGAUUACUUACAAAAAGCAUCAGAUUCCAGUCCCUCUAUCCUACUAGAAUUGGAUAUGGCUGGAACAAUUAAUUAUAUAAGUGACGUAUGGGAUAACGUAGUGGGUACAACUUCUAAAACUUUAAUAGGUACCCCAAUUUCAAACAUCUUGGUGGGAACUCAACAUGAUAAAGAAGUUUUUCAAAGAGCUAUAAGUAUAAUGCUGAAAGAUGACGCAAGUUAUAAAGUAAAAUUCGUUGUAAAUACACCUAAAGAUAAUGAUGAUGAUAUUAAUCUAUCAGAUGCAAUUGACACCGAUGAUGACAUAUCUCAUCUUUUAGAAUUGGAAGCUCAAGGUAUUUUAAUACAUGACAUUAAAACACACAAACCUUUACACUCCAUGUGGAUUAUCAAACCCUUUUAUGAAAUUGAUGAACUUGAUAAUUUACCGAUAGAGUUGGUUACAAAGUUAGGGUUUGGUGCCAUCAUUUUUCAACAAUAUUUGGAUCUAAUUGAAAGUUUAAUGGUUAUGGAUGAACUUACCAUGCCUCCGCCAAAACAGGAGUUUUGCCAUAUAUGCGAAACAGUGGUGGUUGCAUGGUGGUUGGAAGCACAUUCUCAACUAUGCCUUUGUGAACAUAAUUUGGAGACCAAUAUCCAAUUGUUGCACGAUGAAAUAACUGAACAGAAGGGAAAGCUAAAAGAAUUGAAAGAUUUAUUGGUAGAUAGCAACAACAAUAAUAAUACUCCAAACACUUUAAUAGUGACGCUUGGUCAAGAGAGUUUUGAAAUUGACACAUCCAUGUGUGAUAACAAUACAUACGUUGUUAUAGACACAAUUUUAAAUUUAUGCCAGGAUGCAAUAGAUAUUAAUAUGAGUGAAUUAAAAUCUGACGAUAAUAAUGGUACUACCAAUAAUAUACUCCUUAAUAAUAGAAACAAUAUAGAAUAUAAAUUUUCACCAAAGACCAAAAAAAAUCUCGAACAAGUCAAUAAUUGGAAUUCAAGAUUAGAAACAUUGAGAGGUAGUCUAAAAUCAGAUGGAUUGAAGCAGUUUUGUAAUGCUAUAGUACAAACUACAAGGAGAAAAGUAGUGGAAAUUUUAAGGCUAGACAACGCACAGAAAUGUUCAUUAAAACUAAAAAACGAAGUGGACAUUUUUGUUUUAGAAUUAAUCAAACAAAGAAUCGAAAGUAAUAAAUUAAAUUACAACGCUAUUAAUAAUACCUCUAUUUUAGAGACGUGUAAUAAUAAUAAUAAUAAUAAUACAAUUGCUGUUGCCGCUACUAAUACUACCAACGCUAACAAUAACAAUAGCAAUAAUAAUAAUAUAUACAAUUCUACAUCCUCAUCUCCUUUAUCUUCUUCCUUAUAUACGGUUGAUAAUACAUCGUUAGUACCUAUUAUCCAAUCUCCUAUUCCAAAAAAACUACAAAAACAAAUUUUUUCUGAUGCAUAUGUUAAAAAUAAUGAACAAGGCAUUCUUCCAGUCAAAUCACAAAGUUAUAGACAACAAAAUACUAAUAAUAAUAAAAAGGAGAAUGAUAAAAAUGCACAAGAUAGUUAUUUUGAAAAAGAAGAAACAAAUAAACCCAUUAAAACUUCAUCUGUAAUGGAUCAGCACACAACCAACAGCCCUACUGCCAGCGAAACUAGUAAUAAUAAUGAUAAAUGCAAUCUUAUCAACAAUUUGAACAACAACAAUAAUACUACUAACAAUCGCAACAAUACUAUUAGAAAUAACCAUUUUACUGAAAAAUCUAAUUCAGUUACUUCAUUCCGUGAACUUUCUCCUAAAACCGAGUCAGAUGGAACACCCAUUAUUCAAAAAACAUUUCCCCUAGGUUCUCAAAGUUCAAGAACAAAUUUAGAAAAACUUUUAACAGAUUAUACCGCCAGUAGUACCUCUUUAUCUUCUAAAAAUAGUACAAACGCCUUUGGUGUAAUGCGUUCCUCAAGUGUACACAAACUUAACAAUGGUACGCUAUCUACCACUCCUAGAAGAGGCUCUCCGCUAUUAGUUUCCGCAAAUACCCCAUUGUCUAUCAUUCAGAAAAAUCCAACAGCCAAGAGUGUGAUGGAGAAAUCACCCAUGGUUUCGCCUUUUCAACACCCCUUAGAUCCAUCCAUCAAUGCCAGUGGUAAUGCCAGUAGCAAUAAUUAUCCUAAUAGCUCACUUUCUCCCUUGUUACUUGCUACUAAUCCACCAAAUACAGUGCGGUCAUCAAGCUCACCGAGGAUUGUGGAUUACGAUAUCAUCAAACCAAUCAGUAAAGGUGCAUUUGGUAGUGUAUAUUUGGCAAAACGUAAAUUGACGGGUGACUAUUUUGCCAUCAAAGUUUUGAAAAAAUCGGAUAUGAUUAGUAAAAACCAAGUUACAAAUGUUAAAGAGGAGCGUGCCAUCAUGAUGUCACAGAGUAACAAGCCUUAUGUUGCCAAGUUGUAUGCUACGUUCCAAAAUAAAGACAAUCUUUUUUUAGUCAUGGAAUAUUUAAGCGGUGGUGAUAUAGCUUCAUUGCUCAAAGUUAUGGGAACAUUGCCAGAUGAAUGGACAAAACAAUAUAUCAGUGAAGUUGUUGUUGGUGUGGAGGAUAUGCAUAAGGAUGGUAUUAUUCAUCAUGAUUUAAAGCCGGAUAACCUAUUAAUUGAUUCUAAGGGCCACGUGAAGCUAACUGAUUUUGGAUUAUCUAGAAGAGGAUUAGUUAAUCGUCAAAGAAAGGCACUGGCUAAUGUUGGUACUUCAUUUCCUUCAUCUUUAUCCACUCCAAUCUCUUCAAACUUAGCUGCUACGUCUAUUUUAGUCGCCAAUUCCAGGUCUAGGUCUAUAGAUAAUACAAGUAGACGAUCCUCUGUGUCUUCCGUUUUAGAUGAUACCAACAAUAAUUGUAACAUCCAUGGCAACACUAACAAUAACACAUUAAUGUCUCCUACGAGUGCCGGGCCGCCCAACGUUGAGGGUUUACCCUCUUCAAACAUAACCCCUAGUGGAAUUUUAGAGGCACCGAUGUUAAAGAGAACCGACUCUCACGUUUCUUUUUCUAUCAACCAUAAUGAUAUUAUAUCAAGGGCAAAUAGUCCGCCACCUUUCUCUCUGACAUUAGGAUCCGGAAAAUUAAGAAAAAGUUCUGCUAAUUCAGAUAAUAGUGAUAUUACUGGACAUUCUACCUUGAAUGAUUUGGUAAUUUAUGAUUUACAUGAUUCCAAUAGACAAAAUAAAAAAUUUCUUGGCACUCCCGAUUACUUAGCGCCAGAAACUAUAUCAGGGACUGGUGAGUCGGCGGCAUCUGAUUGGUGGUCAGUAGGUUGCAUUCUUUUUGAAUUACUGUUAGGUUACCCACCGUUUCAUGCUUCUUCACCUCAACAAGUAUUUAAAAAUAUCUUGACCGGAAAGAUAGACUGGCCAACUUUUCCCGAUCAGGAAACCGAACGGGAGUUUUUAAGUCCAGAUGCUAAAGAUUUAAUUACAAAAUUGUUGGUUUUGGUUCCGCAACAAAGGUUGGGUAGCAAUGGCGUUGAAGAAAUUAAGGCACAUCCGUAUUUUAAAGACGUAGAUUGGACACAGGUUUAUGAUGAGGAAGCUUCUUUUGUUCCAGUACAGGAUAAUCCAGAAAACACGGAUUAUUUUGAUUUACGAGGGGCCACAAUGGAUUUAGAUUUUGAGUCACUUGAUGACGACAUUUCUCAUCUGGAGACCCAACAGCAUCAAUCAGAGAACUUGAGACCGGAUUCCUCCUUACCAGGUGUGAAUAAUAAUCCAAGCAGCGUGUCUUCAAUGUUGGAAUCGUUUGACCACGAUUCCUCGUCCUCCUCAUCUAAUAUGGCUAUGCUAAACUUGUUAAGUCCUAGUGCAAUUACGAGCUAUUCGCCAAGGGAAAGAAGGGGUAGCAAGUUGAGUGAAAAUCAAACUGAAUUUGGAUCUUUCAACUUCAGAAAUAUCAUAGCAUUGGAUAAAGCCAACAAAGAUGUUAUUCAUAGAUUGAAGACAGAGCAUUUAUCUGAGCAACAACCCUUUAUUUUUCAAAGAGGCCAAUCUUUGUCUGUUGGUUCAGAUUCUUCCACAAAACUACUAAAAUCUUCAUUUUCAAGCCUGAGAAGCUCUUUUAGUAAAAGCCAUUCCCCCAUUCGACGUGACAGCAAUGAUAGUAACAAGGGCAGUAGUAACUUGUCCCACACAAUAAAUAGUAAGAAACCGUUGAUAAAUAUAUCUGAUCAAUAUACCGAGGAAGAUAAUAGUAGCUCUGCCGGGUCUACCCCCAAAUUUAAAUCACCGAUGUCACCAUCUGUAGCCAACUUGAAUUUGGGCGUCAAACCAAAAGAAUUAUCAAUUUUAGUUACAGACUCAUCAACUUCAACUGUCCAAUCUGCAUCCAUUAACAGCGAGGUAAAUUCAUCAGAAGACGCGAGAUUUAAUGCCUUGAGUAAGUUGAACACUGUUAGAAAAUCCAGAAGGAGAAGCUACAGGAGAACCUCUUCUACUGAUGAAAACAAUGUUGGUGCGCCUGUUUUAAAAUUUGAUUUGGAUAUUUUGCUUUGUGAGCCAAUUCCAAUUCAUAACUACGGUAUGGUAAAGAACUUGAAAUCUUUAGGAUGUAGAGUGGUAUCUGUAUCUAGUGGGGAUGAAUUGGUUCGUCGUGCGACUAGUGACGUAAAAUUUGAUAUAAUAUUUACAACACUGAAAUUGCCCAAGCUUGAUGCUAUUGAUAUUGUUAAAUUAUUGCGAAACACUAAUGGUGCCAAUUGUAACACAUCAAUUGUGGCUACCACUGUUUUUUCAAAUGAAGCAGCCAAAUUAGGUAUUUUUGAUGAUGUUAUAGAAAAACCAAUCAUGUUGAACACAUUAAGUAAGAUUUUAUCUAAAUACGCCCUAAAAAAGAUGCAAGAUGAUGAAGAUACAAUAAUAAGUGAUGCUGAAAGCGAUGCUUUUUAUGAUGCAAGCUCCAAUGAUUAG
Messenger RNA from Saccharomycodes ludwigii, 4998 nucleotides. It is a transcript of the gene RIM15, whose product is annotated as protein kinase RIM15. The record is from RefSeq and is a predicted model, not a curated record. Gene Ontology annotation, biological process: phosphorelay signal transduction system; peptidyl-serine phosphorylation. Gene Ontology annotation, molecular function: protein serine/threonine kinase activity; ATP binding. The coding region runs from base 1 to 4998 and encodes 1665 amino acids. NCBI's taxonomy places the organism in Eukaryota, Fungi, Ascomycota, Saccharomycetes, Saccharomycodales, Saccharomycodaceae. Gene Ontology annotation, cellular component: nucleus; cytoplasm. The transcript has a single exon.